Messenger RNA from Phalaenopsis equestris, 1385 nucleotides. RefSeq names its product peroxisomal 2,4-dienoyl-CoA reductase. The coding region runs from base 148 to 1041 and encodes 297 amino acids. NCBI's taxonomy places the organism in Eukaryota, Viridiplantae, Streptophyta, Magnoliopsida, Asparagales, Orchidaceae. The record is from RefSeq and is a predicted model, not a curated record. Gene Ontology annotation, biological process: fatty acid catabolic process. Gene Ontology annotation, molecular function: 2,4-dienoyl-CoA reductase (NADPH) activity. The transcript has 5 exons.
AUCACAUUUGUUGGAUUGUCUGCAUCUAAUUAUCGCUUGAAUAAAGCUUUAACCAGAGCCACACAGGAUGUCCAAUUGCGUCUUCCAUCAGUCGAAGAAGCGAACAGGCAGGAAGCGAGGGAAGCAAUCGAGGUCCCCAGAUCAGUAAUGGAGUCUGUGUUCAAACCCGAUAUCCUGAACGGGAAGACGGCGCUCAUUACGGGAGGGGGUUCCGGGAUUUGCUUCGAGAUCUCCACACAGUUUGGAAAGCAUGGCGCCGCCAUCGCCAUCAUGGGUCGCCGCCGCCACGUCCUCGACGCCGCCGUCGACGCCCUUCGUUCACAGGGCAUUCGUGCUAUUGGGAUUGAGGGAGAUGUGCGCAAACAAGAAGAUGCAGUUAGGGUCAUAGAAGGCACAGUUAAACAUUUUGGAAGACUUGACAUACUUGUAAAUGGUGCAGCAGGCAAUUUUCUGGCAUCCCCUGAAGAUCUAUCACCGAAUGGUUUCAGGACAGUUCUGGAUAUCGAUUCUGUUGGCACAUAUACAAUGUGCCAUGAAGCUUUGAAAUAUCUGAAAAAAGGAGGUCUGGGGAAAGACCCUUCUAGUGGUGGCCUUAUCUUGAAUAUAAGUGCAACAUUGCAUUAUAGAGCUGCCUGGUACCAGAUUCAUGUUUCUGCUGCCAAGGCAGCAGUAGAUAGUAUCACUAGGUCCUUGGCCCUUGAGUGGGGUUCUGAUUUUGACAUUAGAGUCAAUGGAAUUGCCCCUGGGCUAAUUGAGGGAACCCUGGGACAGCAAAAGCUUCUACCGAAGGAGAUAACUGAAACAAGGAAAGGUUUAAUGCCUUCCGUUAGAUUAGGAGAGAAAUGGGAUAUAGCUAUGGCUGCUCUCUACCUGGUUUCUGAUGCAGGUAAAUUUGUGAAUGGAACCACUUUAAUAGUUGAUGGAGGACACUGGCUAAGCCAACCUCAGUAUAUUUCAAAGGAAGAGGUGAAGAAAAUCUCCAAGAUUGUGGAAAAAAAAUCAAGGGAGCUUACAGUUGGAUUGCCAACAAGCAAGCUAUGAUCAAUAUAAUAACCGAACAGUUCUGCAAACUUAAUUUUCACUUCAACGACAGGAUGUGAAUCCUUGGUAGCUAUGCGUUACCUCGCAAAGAGAUCCAUGGUACUUUAUUACCCUGUCUCUUUGUAAUGUAUUUGUUUACAUAACUUUAGGAAAAUAAAUUUACCUACUGCUGUCAGUUCAAUAUGACACUCCCAGACAGCAAAGGUUUUUCUAAGAAAAAUGUGAUGAACUGUUUGAUUGCUCAUGCAAUUCUGUUCUAGUUUCAUAUUUAUUCUGCAAAUUGGCCGUCUCUGUGUACAUUUCAAUCUUCAGUUUGUAAAGAUGAUCGUUUUGUUUUGUAUUUU